AUGCCAGAUCAGUUAGGGCAUAACCAUCCCUCAACAGUGAUGAUGCCACCAACAGGGGUUGCAACGCUGCCAUUAGGGCAAACCACACCACCAAUAGUGAGUGUCACUGGCAGGGACACUGGAAAAAUGAUCAUUGGCAAUGUCGAAGCCAUUAAGAUGAUGAGAAGGAUCGUCGUUGGAACUUUCCCCCUUGAUCCUCCUGUGCCACAUGAUCCAGUGUCUCCUGUUCCAAGCACUGCCCCAGAAAGUGAAAGCCCUGCACCAACCCCUUCAGUGCCAAGUCAAGAACCAGAAAGCCCUACAUCAACUCCUUCUGUGGCACCAAGUCCAGAACCACAAAGCCCUACAUCAACUCCUUCUGUGGCACCAAGUCCAGAAUCACAAAGCCCAGCAUCAACUCCUUCAGUACCCAGCCCAAAGGCACAACCAACAACAAGUCCAAAACCAAAACGUUCUUCAGCAUCUCUUGCAGCACAGUCCCAUUGUCUUUUGGUUCUUGUUCUUCUCGCUAGUAUUUUGUUUGUUUAUUUCUAUUAG
Molecule: messenger RNA, 537 nt
Organism: Glycine soja
Lineage: Eukaryota; Viridiplantae; Streptophyta; Magnoliopsida; Fabales; Fabaceae
Product: vegetative cell wall protein gp1-like
Exons: 2
Coding region: 1-537 (178 amino acids)
Source: RefSeq, a predicted model, not a curated record